Argentina anserina (silverweed cinquefoil) is the source of this 3574-nucleotide messenger RNA. Its product is annotated as probable inactive receptor kinase At5g10020. Gene Ontology annotation, molecular function: protein binding; protein kinase activity; ATP binding. Gene Ontology annotation, biological process: protein phosphorylation. The record is from RefSeq and is a predicted model, not a curated record. Bases 180 to 3344 code for a protein of 1054 amino acids. NCBI's taxonomy places the organism in Eukaryota, Viridiplantae, Streptophyta, Magnoliopsida, Rosales, Rosaceae. The transcript is spliced from 3 exons.
CUCACUCUACCACCCCUCACCACCCACAUUCUCUCUCUCUCUCUCUCUCUCUCUCUCUCCUCCUUCUUCUUCUCCCCCUGUCCUAAUUUCCCUCUCCAAAUCCCAAUCUAGGGUUUCCCCAAUCCUCUCCCACUCCCCCAAGUUCAAUCUAUAUCAUCCCCUGAAAUGAAUUAUUAGCCAUGACCACAUCUCUUCUCUACUUCCUCCUCCUCACUCUUGUACCGGCCACCGUCCUCUCCGCCACCGACUCCGAGCUCCGAUCCCUCUACGAGUUCAAGAAAGGGAUCCAGACCGACCCGCUCCGCAAAGUCCUCGACACCUGGACCGACUCCUCCUCCUCCCUCACCCUCUCCUCCACCUCCUGCCCUCCCUGGACCGGCGUCUACUGCAACGACGCCGGCAAUGUCGUCGCCCUCUCCCUCGACGGCCUCGCCCUCGGCGGCGAGCUCAAGCUCCACACUCUCACCGGACUCACCGCAUUGCAGAAUCUCACCCUCUCCAACAACGACUUCACCGGCCGCGUCCCCCCGGCUCUCGGCGCAAUGUCGUCUCUCCAGCACCUGGAUCUGUCCCGCAACCGGUUCUACGGCCCGAUCCCGGCCCGGAUUAACGACCUCUGGGGGUUGAAUUACCUCAACUUGUCCGGGAAUCUCUUCAAGGGCGGCUUCCCGGGGCCGGUGUCGAAUCUGAACCAGCUCAAGGUGCUGGAUGUGCACUCCAACAGGCUAUGGGGCCAUGUCUCCGAGCUGCUUCACGAGUUCCGCAAUGUGGAGUAUGUUGAUUUGAGCGACAACGAGUUUUUCGGAGGGAUUGAGCUGAAUGUUUCGAGCUUGAGCAACACUCUGCGCCACUUGAACUUGAGCCAUAACAAUCUGACCGGCGGGUUCUUGGACGGGGAGUCGAUGGAGUUGUUGAGGAACUUGCAGGUGCUGGACUUGGGCGGUAAUCAGAUCGCUGGGGAGCUUCCCUCGUUCGGUUCGCUGUCCAAUUUGAAGGUUUUGAGGCUGGGGAAUAACCAGUUGUUUGGGAAGAUACCGGAGGAGUUGCUUGAGAGUUCGAUUCCGGUGGAGGAGUUGGAUCUCAGUGGAAAUGCUUUUACAGGUUCCAUCACUGGGAUCAACUCUACAACUUUGAAAGUCUUGAAUCUUUCAUCGAAUGGUAUGUCGGGCACAUUGCAGAAUUUGGAUAUGCGGAGUUCUGUAGUGGUAGACUUGAGCCAAAAUAAGAUUUCAGGUGAUAUAUCAAUGUUGCAGAAUAUGGGUGCUGCUUUAGAGGUUCUCGAUUUCAGUUCAAACAAUUUUUCUGGAAGCUUCACAAACCUGACUUUGCGGUUUGAGAAAUUAACUACACUUAGGCUAAGUGGUAAUUUAUUAGUGGGCUCAUUGCCUUCGAUACUGAAGGCUUGCCCAAGACUCUCCACAGUUGAUUUGAGUCAGAAUGAGUUCAGUGGGUCCAUACCUGGCAGUUUCUUCUCGUCACUGACGUUGACAAAGUUGAAUCUUUCGCAAAAUCACUUAGAUGGGCCAAUUCCUGUGCAAGGCGGACGUGUAAGUGAAUUUUUAGCUCUUCCUCCAGAUCUGCCAGUUGAGAGUGUCGAUCUCUCCAAUAAUUCUUUAUCAGGUUCCCUUCCCCGGGACAUUGGUAACAUGGUGGAGCUCAAGUUGCUAAACGUUGCAAAGAAUCAGUUUUCUGGGGAACUACCUAGUGAGUUGAGUAAACUUGGUAAAUUGGAGUAUCUUGAUUUAUCAGGUAAUAAAUUCAAGGGCGCGAUUCCUAAUAACCUUCCAUCCAGCUUAACUGUAUUUAAUGUAUCCUAUAACGAGCUUUCUGGUCCUGUACCUGAAAAUUUAAAAGGCUUCCCAUUGACUUCAUUUCAUCCUGGAAAUGAGUUAUUAAACUUGCCAAAUGAUGAUCAUGGUAGGUCGGUUCCAGGUCGUAUUCCAGAACAAGGGAAAAGUCAUACUUCAAAGGCUCAUAUUAGGAUAGCAAUCAUUGUUGCUUCAGUUGGAGUUACUCUUAUGAUAGGUUUCGUUUUGUUGGCUUAUCAUCAAACACACCAUAAAGGAUUUCAUGGAAGAAGUAGAUUUGGUGGCGAUAAUACAGGGACAGAUGUUAAGAUUGGCAGAUUCACACGUCCUUCAUUUUUGAAUUUCCAUACUAAUGUUCAGCCUCCACCAACUUCAUUGAGCUUUUCAAACGAUCACCUGCUAACUUCACAAUCCAGAUCAUUGUCAGGGCAGACAGAGUUUGUACCAGAAAUUGGGAAGCCUGUUUUACCUGGAGAAGCAGCAACAAGUUCUACACCUAUAAAUCUUAUGGAUAGCCAGCCUACAACAUCUGGAAGGAAGUCCUCCCCUGGUUCUCCACUAUCAUCCUCACCUCGAUUUUUUGAGGCGGUUGAGCAACCUGUAAUACUGGAUGUGUACUCACCAGAUCGGUUGGCUGGAGAACUCUUAUUCCUUGAUGCUUCUUUGCAAUUUACAGCUGAGGAAUUAUCUCGAGCCCCUGCUGAAGUUCUAGGCAGAAGCAGCCAUGGAACUCUGUACAAAGCUACUCUAGAUAGUGGGCACAUGUUGACUGUGAAAUGGUUACGGGUGGGCCUGGUCAAGCACAAGAAAGAUUUUGCCAAGGAAGUAAAAAGGAUUGGCUCUGUAAGGCAUCCAAACAUUGUUCCAUUACGGGCAUACUAUUGGGGGCCUAGGGAGCAAGAGAGGCUUCUUUUGGCGGAUUAUGUCCAAGGAGAUAGCUUGGCCCUACAUCUUUAUGAGAGCACACCUCGAAGGUACUCCCCAUUAUCAUUCAACCAGAGGCUAAAAGUAGCAAUAGAGGUUGCUCGAUGUUUGCUUUACCUACAUGAUAGAGGCAUGCCCCAUGGGAACCUAAAGCCAACCAAUGUAAUCCUGGCAGGUCCUGAGUACCAUCCUCGCCUUACUGAUUACAGUCUUCACCGUCUAAUGACACCGGCUGGUGUUGCAGAGCAGUUAUUAAAUAUGGGAGCUCUUGGAUACCGCUCUCCAGAACUUGCUACUGCAGCCAAACCAGUCCCUUCUUUCAAAGCUGAUGUUUAUGGUUUUGGGGUGAUUUUAAUGGAAAUGUUAACUAGAAGAAGUGCUGGUGACAUUAUAUCGGGUCAAUCAGGGGCAGUUGAUCUCACAGACUGGGUUCGACUUUGUGAUCAAGAAGGACGAGGAAUGGAUUGCAUUGACAGAGACAUUGCUGGUGGGGAAGAACCCUCAAAAGCAAUGGAUGAAUUGCUUGCAAUAUCACUGAGGUGUAUUCUUCCUGUAAAUGAGAGGCCUAACAUCAGACAAGUAUUUGACAACCUCUGUUCUAUAUCCCUUUGAAAUUUGUGUAAAGCGUCUUGGAGUUAGAUUUUUUAUUUUUGGUUCCUUGACCCAAUUUUUUUUGUUCAUUAUUAUUCUUAUUUUUUUUCCUCCCAAUUGGUUUCUAGCCUUCUGAUUUGGGGCUAAUUAUCCACUUCUUUUUCCUUGGAAUUUUUUCUUGUAAAGGGAUAACCCAUCCAUUGACUAGUUGACGGUGUUUUGAGUUUGAUAUUAAAUUGACAACGAAUGUG